AUGGAGCAAAGAAACGUCGUUAUCAAGCGGGUCCGAAGGAAACAACACAGCAGCUGUGAUCAAUGCAGAAAAGCGAAGCGUGCUUGCGACGCUGCUUUACGGGCAGAGUCUUCUGACGAGAGUAGUACACAGCAUUUAUCCGCCAGUGUACAGGUGCCAGUAGCAAGUUGUUCCAACUGCCAUAGAAGUGGCAAAACAUGCACCUUCGAAUGGCUGAAGUUGUCACUGCACAAGUCUACCGCAGGAAGCAACAAACAACAUCAGGGUCGUUCUAAAGGCACUCGGAACGUAGCGAGACGCAAAACAUCCCUUGGUGUAGAGCACAUCCUCCCACAAUGGUCACCGGUGCAGAAGGAGCCCACCGUUAUCUCUUCGCUGAACCAGGACUGGGAGCAAUUCGACAUUGAUUCCCUUGACACCUGGAGGCCGUUCAACAACACCAAAGACCUUCCAGGACAACUGCAGAAGUUCUCGCCAUCUAUAUCCUUUUCUUCAGAUUCGAGGACGAUAUCUCACGAAAACUCGGGCUGCUUGGUGGGUGCUUCCUUUCAGCUUCCUAGUCGCAUCGCGCAGGGAACCACAGAAGCCCUCAGUGAGGAGCGACCCGAGAAUUCCUGGUUCUCCUUUGAUCCAGAUUGCUUGACGGAAAUGGAGCUCAAUAUGUUACAAUCAUCUGGAGAGUCUGCUUCUGCUUCAGCCUCGGGACCUAGCUGGACAACAUGUCUCGACCCGACUGACCGACAACCUAUCUCACGAGAGAACUCGGAACAGGACGACCCUCUCAGUGUGUUCUCGCCCUCACUUUUCCUGUCUGAUCAGGUUUCAUCUGCAACAAAUCGAUUGGCUUUGAGCCAGAAUUGGCUUCAUGUGUACCAUGAUAGUCUAGAGAAUGCAUUGUCAUGCUGGCUCACAGAACGAAACUGUCCAUACAGUGAAAAGAACUCGGAUCGUCUUGUCAUCAGGACCAGGCCCAAGUCUUUCGCGAUGGAUAGCGCCCAGGGAGAGUGGGGACCAAAAUGGUCGAAUCGUAUUUAUGCGAGAGUUUGCCGACUUGACCAAGCCUCCUCGAGUCUGCCUGGGAAGCAACUGUCAAGAUUUGAGCAAGACCAAGCAGGCAAGGCCUUAAACCUAGCUAUCAUGGCGUUUGGGGUGCAGUGGGCGCAGUCCGGCGCUCGUGGCAAGAUCAAAUCACCGCGUUCUUUCUUACAAGAUGAUUUCAAUCUUCAGCAGGACCAAGAUCUGCCUGCAGCCGACGCAUUUGGCCGAUCUAUGCAAGAGACCCUGUGGAAUCAAGCUCGACAAGCCUUACUGAGUGCAUCUGGCGUUCACUCGUAUAAGGUCGUCUUUGCCAAUCUCAUCUUCAGUUUGACACAAAGGCCGCUCGAGAUCAAUCAGUGGCUCGAAAGUAGAGAGAGAAAGUCACCAGCUGGGAUUUUCGGAAAUACGGGCGCCGAAAACAAUGAUCUCGAAUCGAGUUGGAGGACUCUGCAGGAGCUCCUCGAGGCUGAUGGACCGCCAAUCUUCCUCGAAACAGCGCUACGUGAGUUGGCAUCUUCACGCUGGAAAUGGGACGAACAGGCUAGGAAGAAACUCAAAUCAAGAUCAGAGGGUCCAGAUAAAACGACGAGCCCUUUUCAAACAUCAGCAGCACCCACACUGACAGCGGAACACCAAGAAACCUUCAAACUUCUCUCAUGGUUGGCGAUAAUGUUCGACACGCUCUCUGCAACCGUCCUGCAACGCCCUCUUGUCAUCUCCGAUGAAGAUACGGCUGUUGCGGCAUCGGACCCCUGGAAAGAAGGCACAGAUUCCAAGCCGACGGGCAUGGGUGAAGACGGAACGGACGUCGAUGCCCUCAAUGUCGACCUUGACGGAUGGCAGCCGCCAGCCGGGCAGCCGGAGAUUGAUGUCGAGGCCGCUUCUGGUGAUAUCUGGGGCACGUUUUUCACUCAUGAAGAAGACCUGCUCAAUGUACAGACCCUUGAACGAGGAGAUUGGUCGUGUACGUUUGAUGAAGGUGCCGCUAUCCUUUGCGAUGCAGCUCCCGUCAAGGUUCUCCUCUUCCGCAAGAUUGGUCGUGUUCAAAAGCUCAUGUCGAGAAAGUGCGGGAGUUUGGUACUUGAGGCUGCGCUGGAGGAUGCCAUCAAGGUGUACAGAUUUUGGAAUAAAUCAUACGGACGAUUUAUCGAAUAUUGUAUGAAGAACCAUCACGAUUUGCCUGCACGGAUACAAUCCUGGUAUGUUGUUCUCGCGGGCCAUUGGCAUCUUGGAGCCUUGCUGCUUGCAGAUGUCAUCGAUGAGCUGGACAACGCUGGCCUGGGGGGCGUGGAACAUCGACAAAAGCGGCGGAUUGCCACCCUGUCAACUGACUUGAGACGGAAGAACGCGAUUGCCAUCUCGGAUCUAUGCCGGUGCUCAUUGAGUGGGUCAUCGUUGUCGUUUUCCAAUUCACGAGAAUUUGCAUAUCCCAUCAAUCAAUUUGCACUACUCUCGGAGCCGUGGACGGUCGUGCUCGUCCAGGCUUUUAGUAGAGCAGGAUAUAUUUUCCUCGAUCAACUCAGCCGGCCUCCAGCUCCGAGAACUAAUACGCGAGUGAGUCUAGUAGAUGAGCGCAGCAUGACGAGGAGCCGUUGUGAACAUUGCAUUGAUGGUUUAUCGAAUAUUGGGAAUAAAUCUGACAUGGCGUACUUGGCCGCGAAGCUGCUGACAGAUGCUCUGCAGUCUCUGCAUAUUUCAUAG
This is a messenger RNA of Exophiala bonariae, 2739 nucleotides long. RefSeq lists its product as uncharacterized. Bases 1 to 2739 code for a protein of 912 amino acids. The transcript has a single exon. The record is from RefSeq and is a predicted model, not a curated record. Lineage: Eukaryota; Fungi; Ascomycota; Eurotiomycetes; Chaetothyriales; Herpotrichiellaceae. Gene Ontology annotation, biological process: regulation of DNA-templated transcription. Gene Ontology annotation, molecular function: zinc ion binding; DNA-binding transcription factor activity, RNA polymerase II-specific.